GGGUUUAGUGUGUAAAUAGUGUGUUAUGCCUCAAAGAACACUGAUGUGGCUUUUUUCCCCAUUCUCUUCCUCUACUUGCAUGAGACACCAUGAGCUGGGCUGGGGGAAUCCUGUGGGCAAGCCAGAGACCAGGCACCAUAGGAGUGAAUUUCUUUUGCCUAGGGAUGGCUCUGUGUCCCUGCCAGGUGGCAUGCAUCUCCUUUAGGGACAGCUGGUCCUUCAGUCCAGUCUCCAAGAUUAUAACUGUCAGGUGUGAACUUACUAAGACUUUCACUUCAGAGGAGACAGUUCAUCACAAUAAGAUCUCCAUUAUAGGAACUGGAUCAGUUGGCAUGGCCUGUGGUAUCACCAUCUUAUUCAAAGGCUUGAGUGAUGAAGUUGCCUUUGUGGAUGUUGAUGAAGGCAAACUGAAGGGUGAGACAGUGGAUCUUCAACAUGGCAGCUCUUUCAUGAAAAUGACAAAUAUAUUUUCCAGCAAAGAUUACCUUGUCAGUGCAAACUCCAACCCAGUGAUUAUCAUAGCAGGUGCAUGUCCAGGAAAAGGACAAACAUGCCUUGAUGUAGUCAAGAGAAAUGUGUCCUUCUUUAAAUUAAUGAUUCCCAACAUUACCCAGUAUAGUCCCCAGUGCAAAAUGAUAGUGGUUUCCAGUCCAGUGGAUAUCUUAACUUAUGUAGCUUGGAAGUUGAGUGCAUUUCCCCUGUUAUUGGAAGUGGCAUAUCUGGAUACUGCCCAUUUCUGUUUCUUUAUUGGGCAAAGGCUCGGUAUCCACUCCAGAAGUUGUCAUGGAUGGAUCUUUGGGGAACAUGGAGACUCAAGUGUACCUGUGUGGAGUGGAGUUAACAUUGCUGGUAUCCCCUUGAAGGAUCUGAAUUCAGAAAUUGGAAUGGAUAAAGAUCCUGAGCACCCUUAUGAAGUUAUUGAUGGAGAGAUAGUAGUUAUAGGAUUAUAUAUCAAACUUUUGAAUAAACUUGAAUUCAUAUAUGUGUAUAUAUAG
Molecule: messenger RNA, 995 nt
Organism: Acinonyx jubatus (cheetah)
Lineage: Eukaryota; Metazoa; Chordata; Mammalia; Carnivora; Felidae
Product: L-lactate dehydrogenase A-like 6B
Biological process (GO): carboxylic acid metabolic process
Molecular function (GO): oxidoreductase activity, acting on the CH-OH group of donors, NAD or NADP as acceptor
Source: RefSeq, a predicted model, not a curated record